AUGAGAGGCGCACAGGUGGUCAAUGAUGGCUUAUGGCGCUGUCUUUGCCCUUCCUUCGACCAGAGAUUGCUCCAGACCUCUGUGCGAUCCUUUACGACGCGACGAUAUGCUCGAAAUUCGACGCAACACACAGCGCGACGACCAUGGACGCAACAGCGCCAUGUAGCGAAGCAACUGUACUCCACAGCCGCUUCUGUGGAAACGAACUCGGGUGAACAUGCAGAUCAACCGCCUACAACGCAGCAGCCUGCCGAGACCUUGGAGCCAUCUGGAUCCGAGAACCAACAAGAGCCGUUGCCCGUCGAACGGGUCGAAGACCCUUCUGCCAUCAAGGUGCUCCUGAAGGUGAAGAGGCUCCAGGACAUACCAAGCCAGGCCGUCAAUCGACAUGAGCGCACCAUGAAGCUCAUUACACAUCUCAUCCAGCGACGGAAGUAUCCUCCGUCCUUGUUCAUAUAUGAGUGCGUCAUGGACGCCAUGGUGGAGGCCCAGGUUUCCACGUUUGCGGUACGCAAGCUGCUCAAGGAGAUGGAGCGUAACGACAUUCCGCCAUCCGAGUACCUGCUCAACAGCGUCUUGCUGUUUCUGACAAUACAUCCGGACUAUGCGUUGCGGUCGCAAGUGCUCGACACCUUGGAGCGCCAAUGGCAUGCGAUCAGUGACGAUGCGCGUGCCUACGUGCUUGUUGCGAUGCUGCGCGAGGGACAGUUUGAGCUCGCCUACGAUGGCUUCGUCUCGGACCUGGAAUCGGGCAAGACCUUUGAGCCCUGGGUCUAUGACAUCUUCGUCGUCGUGUUUGGGCACGAGGGCUUCCUGGACGAGAUGCUGGACUUGGCUGCCAAACGCAGGGCCAUUACCGCGCAGGACGAUGCAGGCACUUUCAAUCUGCUCUACUUUACCCUCGAUGUGUGCAGUAGCGCCUCGCACUACUCAGGCACGGUCUGGUCCUGGUUGGCUGGGAUGAAGGACGACAAGACGGUGCCUUCGGAUGGUAUGUUGGAGAACGUGCUCGCUACGGCAGCCAGACAUGGAGAUGCAACACUCGCAGCCGAGGUACACAGCAUGAUCUCGAGACGCACCCGCAUCCACAUCCACCACUACGACGCGCUUGUCGAGGCCUUUGCCGGGAGUCAGAAUGUUGAGGGUGUCCUGCGCGUGAUGGAGAUUAUGCACGACAAUGGCCUGCCGAUCUCACGGAAAACCGCCUUGCCACUGACAGAGCUCCUUUGCGCUCAGCCCAAGCUGAUCCCAGAGGUGGAAGAUGUCAUGCGGGAGAUUGCACAGAAGCGCGACAGCGGUCGCAUUGCUGGGGAUAUCGUCGACCUCGUGCUUGAAGCCAAGGCCAAAUCCACAGGGGCCGAAUCGGCUAUCGCGCUGUACGAAGAGGCCUUGGCAUUGACAGGGCGCAAGCCCUCUGUGGCAACGAUUCAAGACAUGAUUGUCUACAGCAAAGAGGAGGAGUGUAGGUCUCGCUUCCUGGACGACUACAAAAGCCGCGCGACAGAGUUGUCGGGCUCCAAGAUAUGGCGCAAGAGCCACGCGGUCAAGCUGUUGCAAGCCUUCCUCAAGCACGGAGACCUCGAUCUGACAUUCUCGCAUCUCAACAACUGGCUGGAGCACAAGACAACUAGCGAACCCGAUCUCCCUGCGCACUCGCUGCGUCUCCUGACGCAUGCUGCAUCCGAAGCGCAUGACAGGAGGAUAGUGGUCACGUAUGACCACUACCGUCGCCUCGGGAACCAAGAUGCCUUGGAGAUCAUCAAAGCGACCGUCGACAGAGUCAAGCCGCAAAAGCCAGAAACAUUUCAAGACGGAGAGCCAAGUCUAUGA
Molecule: messenger RNA, 1830 nt
Organism: Emericellopsis atlantica
Lineage: Eukaryota; Fungi; Ascomycota; Sordariomycetes; Hypocreales; Bionectriaceae
Exons: 2
Coding region: 1-1830 (609 amino acids)
Molecular function (GO): protein binding
Source: RefSeq, a predicted model, not a curated record